Messenger RNA from Anoplophora glabripennis (Asian longhorned beetle), 2584 nucleotides. RefSeq names its product tyrosine-protein kinase Drl (gene dnt). Gene Ontology annotation, molecular function: ATP binding; protein kinase activity. The transcript has 6 exons. The record is from RefSeq and is a predicted model, not a curated record. Gene Ontology annotation, biological process: positive regulation of kinase activity; multicellular organism development; protein phosphorylation. Lineage: Eukaryota; Metazoa; Arthropoda; Insecta; Coleoptera; Cerambycidae. The coding region runs from base 132 to 1778 and encodes 548 amino acids. Gene Ontology annotation, cellular component: signaling receptor complex.
GAAGGCAAAGCACAAACCGAGAUAAAUAACAAAAGAACAACGAUGUAGUGCAGUACAGUGUGGUGUAAACAUAACCAAAAUUCUCAUCCUAACAAAUCAUUUAAGCCAUGUAAAGAAAUUAACAAAGUAAAAUGAAAUUAUUCGUACCAAAUCAUAUUAUAACUCUACUAAUACUGACGUAUUUAAAUUCUGUAAAGGCGUAUUUAAAUUUAUACCUAAGUUUGUCGGAAGUGCAAAGGCUUUUGGGUUUGGCAGCCGAAUUAUAUUACAUCAGAAACGGCAAUAUUAACAAUUAUGCCCUAAAUUUUGUCGUUCCAGUUCCGUCCAAAAUCGACUCUUUACACUUCAUAUGGGAAAGCUUAGCUGGGCAACCGCUACCCUAUUCGAUAAAGGUAGAGACUUCAAACUCCCCCGCACUACCUCCCCCAAAAUUAAACAUAUCAAGCAGUGGUUCUAUCCCAACGUCACCGCAAACAUUCACCGUUUCUCUCCCAUGCUCUGGAGUCGUGGAGGCAGAAGUGGAUAUUACCAUAACGAUAAAUAUAACAGUAUCACACGACAAUGUAACAACUCUAACAUUUCGACGAAAUAAAAUCUGCCUUCAAUUCGAAAAGUCUACGAUGUACGUUUCUAUGGAUUCCAUGCCGCAAUUCUCUAAUUCGACUAAUAUAUUCUACAUAGCAGUGUGCUGUGCUGUGAUACUGAUCAUCAUUCUUGCUUUCCUGGUUACGUUGUACUACAUAAAGGACAAGAAAAGUAGAAGGACUAUAGAAACCGCUGGUGGGCCCACUACGACCACUACAACGUUUCUAGCGGCGUUACCUCGGAACAGUGUAAACGCUUCGUCUUAUGGUAGCUUUAGGCGAAUGCCGAGUUAUUCCCUGAUCGAUGAGAGGUCCAAGGAUUUACAGGACAGAAUUGCCGAACUUACAGUGCAGAGGUGUAGAGUUCGCCUGAGCAGCAUAAUUCUAGAAGGAACCUUUGGCAGGGUCUAUCAUGGCUCCUACACGAACGAAGAUGGUACCGAAGAAACCGUCAUAGUGAAAACGGUAACCGACCACGCAAGCCAGGUCCAAAUAUCCCUCUUGCUCCAAGAGGGCAUGGCCAUGUAUUCGUUAAACCACAAAAACAUUCUAAGCAUAUUACGAGUGUCCAUAGAAGACCACACCGCGCCGUUUUUGCUUUACCCAUACAAGAACUACACGAAUUUGAAGCUUUUCCUGCAGAAAUGCAAAGUUUCCUCAGAGGGCGUUCACCACACUUUGACCACGCAGGAGGUGGUCGAUAUGGCCUUGCAGAUCAUACAGGGUAUGCAGUAUCUGCAUAAAAAGCAUUUGCUGCACAAAGAUCUAGCUGCUAGAAACUGCGUGGUCGACGACAAGCUAAACGUCUUAGUAGCCGAUAACGCUCUGUCCCGCGACCUGUUUCCUUCGGAUUACCAUUGUCUAGGCGACAACGAGAACAGACCGGUGAAGUGGCUUGCUAUUGAAAGUUUAUUGCACAAAAACUUCUCGCCGAGCUCCGACGUGUGGUCGUUCGGCGUGUUGCUCUGGGAGCUGACGACGCUCGCUCAACAACCGUACACUGAAAUCGAUCCUUUUGAAAUGGCUGCCUAUUUGAAGGAUGGGUAUCGCUUGGCUCAGCCGAUUAACUGCCCAGAUGAACUAUUUGCAGUGAUGGCUUACUGUUGGGCGAUGAGCGCAGAAGAACGACCGACUUUUACCCAGUUACACGUGUGUCUUCAAGAGUUUUAUGCACAGUUGACCAGAUACGUGUGACGCAAACUAGACUAAUAAAUAAAUGUUCCUAAUAACGAUCGUGCCAGAACAUUUUCUAUUUUCGAUGACUAAAUUCCAUGCCGAAUGUUUAACUUACUGCAUUCGGCUCAAAUAGGAACUGGUAGAACUUAUCAAUACCAAAAAUGCGGGAAUACUUGGGAAUCCUGGCACUGUUGUUAUUUGACUUGGGUGCCAAAUUUUUUUUACUGUUUGUAUUACAAACUUAUAUUUAUUUUACCAAGAUGUAUUCACGAUAUUAUAUUAAAUAGAUAUUUAAAUCAAAGAAAGUUAAGAUACUAUUAUAUAUAUAAAUGUUUAAACUAGGGUACGUUGUAAAUAUACAUCCCUUAUUUUAUUUAACUUUAUUUAAACAGAUUUUUAAAUUCUGUACCUAAAAUGUUGUGAUCUCUAUAUAUUUUUAUUAUAUUAGUUCGUAUUUUAUUACGUGUAUCUAUGACUGUUUAAUUUAAGAGUGCUUUAAAUGUCUAGAAUAGCGUUUGAUUUUGUAAGUUCUUUUACAGAGGACAACAGAUUACAUAAACUUAGAUUCACUUGAAACAAUUCGUAAAAUACUAAUUUUAUCAACAAGUUACGACAAAGUUUCUAAAAUUUUAACAGCCCUUGAAGAGUUUUGUUCAUUUUGCUUCAGAACUUUGGUCGAUCACACUUAGUAUUUAGUAAGACAAUAAGAAACAGUUUUUAUGUAAUCUGUGUGGCAAGAAGUUAUAUUCCAUGGAGAUAUUAUAAAAUUCAGCUUACAAAAUGUAUUUUUUAUAUGAAGAUUAUUAAAUUUGAAAAUUUUAUAA